Messenger RNA from Salvia miltiorrhiza (redroot sage), 1104 nucleotides. RefSeq lists its product as uncharacterized. The record is from RefSeq and is a predicted model, not a curated record. Gene Ontology annotation, cellular component: chloroplast. Lineage: Eukaryota; Viridiplantae; Streptophyta; Magnoliopsida; Lamiales; Lamiaceae. The transcript is spliced from 2 exons. Bases 100 to 732 code for a protein of 210 amino acids.
AACGAAACGACUACUGAGAGAGAGGAAUUGAAAUCAGUGGUUGGAAUUAUCCAUGUAACUUAUCUUCCUCCCACCACACACAGAGAGAGAAGGCCGAUUAUGGCUGCCACCGCCGUCACCGGCACCACCUUCUUCCCUUCCUCUCUCCCAAAACCACCGCCCUCCCAUAAAUUCUUUCCCUCAUCCCGACACUUUCUCAAAAUCACUGCACCUCUGGCUCUGGUUAGUACGGCAAUCACCCCACCUUCUGUUUCAUCGCCUGAAACUAGCGUUGUUGCUCAACAAGAAGAAGAAGAAGAAGCGGAGCAAAGUGAUGAUUCGAGCUCGGCAUCUCUCCCUCCUCUCACGGGGUGUAAAGGGUGUGGAAGAGAGGAGAUUGAGAGGGGUUGUAAUGGUGAAGGAAGGAUUCAAGGUGGGAUUGCGACAGUCCCGGGCUUUGGCUGGUGGCCCAUAAAAGCUUACCGGCCUUGUCCUGCGUAUCUUCAGUCGGGCGGGAGGUACAGAAGAAGCGGCCAAAGCAUGGACGAGGUUGUCUCCGGACGUGGUGCUACUGUUAAGGUAAUCAAAAUACAUCAUUCUUUCAUUACUGCUUUUCACAUUUCAUUUUUGGACUUGAGAUGGUUGAUAAUUACUUCAAAAUGUAUUUCUACUGCAAAACUAGUGUCAUCAGAUUUCAGAGGAUUAUGCCUUGAACCUGAUUAUAUAUCCAACCUUCUGUUAUACCUGAAAUGAGGGCUGCAUUUUUCAUGUCUUGUUCAUCAGCAUUGUAUAUAUGUUUGUGAUGUGAAACUGCAUAUCACAUCAUUCAUCACUUUCUAUCUAACUAUACUUGCUUUCCUUCCGAUUGAAAAUUUUCCGAUUUCAGCAACAAAACUCAAAAAGGAAGGAUCUGGGAGAGUCAAGAGGUAACUAACUAACUAAGUGUUGAAGAAUGCUUCCUUCAAUGAACAACAUGCAGGUUUGAUUUCUAGCAUCAACAUUAGCCAUGAUCUGGUAUUUUUUCUGCUUCUUUCUGUCUAUCCUUUGUUGCUGUAACAAGACACAACUCCAGAUGAGUACACACAUUCGAAGCUAAAGCGUAUAUAAAAACUUUAUGUUUGUUUA